This is a messenger RNA of Rosa chinensis, 2722 nucleotides long. RefSeq names its product NAC domain-containing protein 75. Lineage: Eukaryota; Viridiplantae; Streptophyta; Magnoliopsida; Rosales; Rosaceae. Bases 581 to 2065 code for a protein of 494 amino acids. The transcript has 7 exons. Gene Ontology annotation, molecular function: DNA-binding transcription factor activity; transcription cis-regulatory region binding. Gene Ontology annotation, cellular component: nucleus. Gene Ontology annotation, biological process: regulation of DNA-templated transcription. The record is from RefSeq and is a predicted model, not a curated record.
UAGUUUGCUUUUGUAUUAGUAACAGCUGUGAAGGCCGUUUCAUGCCUUUUGCUUUUGUAGUCAAGGCUCAAACAAAGGUGUGUGUGUGAGAGAGGUCUUGAUGAGCUGAGCUGAGCUAGCUUUAUUUUCCCAAACUAAAACCAACUUGGCAUGGUUUCCUUUCUUUCUUUCUUUAUGUCCUGUUGUUUCUGUUUGGGUUUCUCUCUUUCUCUCUCUAUAGCUCUCUCUCUCACACACAAAUCUAGCUGCUGUGCUUAACCGCCUAGCUUAUUAGGCUAGCUUCUUAGAUUAGCAAAGCUAGCUGCUGGCUUAAAGGUACAAGGGUUUGAGGGCAACUUUUCCCUCUUUUUCUCUCAGCCCCUUCAGUUAAAGUAGAGACUGGACAAGGAUUUCUGGUGUUUUCCAUAUGUUAAAGCAGAAGAAGAAGCAGCAAGAGAGCAAAGAGCUGGUGGGAUAUGAGAAGCAGGCUCUUAUACAAGGAUGAUCACAAUUUCGUACAAGACGGUUACAAGUUGAUGAGUUUUCGAGAAAGAAGAUAGCAGCAUCUUAAUCAUAUAUUUCUUCACACAAGGUUGAAAUAAUGAACAAGAGUAAUAUCAGAAGCUCUGAUCUCAUUGAUGCCAAGCUUGAAGAACACCAGAUGUGUGGAUCGAAGCAGUGCCCCGGUUGUGGACACAAACUUGAAGGAAAGCCGGACUGGUUAGGUCUACCAGCAGGAGUGAAAUUUGACCCAACAGACCAAGAACUGAUUGAACACCUUGAAGCAAAGGUAGAAGCCAAAGACACAAAGUCUCACCCUUUGAUUGAUGAGUUCAUUCCUACCAUUGAAGGAGAAGAUGGCAUUUGUUACACCCAUCCUGAAAAACUUCCUGGAGUGACUAGAGAUGGGUUGAGCAGGCACUUCUUCCACAGACCCUCCAAGGCUUACACAACCGGGACAAGAAAGAGGCGAAAAAUCCAAACAGAAUGUGACCACUUGCAAGCCGGCGGGGAGACACGGUGGCACAAGACCGGCAAAACCAGGCCGGUGAUGGUGAAUGGCAAGCAAAAAGGGUGCAAGAAAAUCCUGGUCCUCUACACAAACUUUGGGAAGAAUCGAAAACCAGAGAAGACAAACUGGGUGAUGCACCAGUACCAUCUGGGCCAGCACGAGGAGGAGAAGGAAGGGGAGCUCGUAGUUUCGAAGAUAUUCUAUCAGACGCAGCCGAGACAAUGCAACUGGUCGUCCGAGAGAACAAGUGCUGCAAGUGCAAGUUUAACUGGUGAAGGAAGUAGUGAUUUGAGAAGAGAUAGUGGUGGUAGUGGGAGUUGUACUUCUUCUAAGGAAAUAAUAGUAUCCCAUAAUACUCAUCUUCGGGAUCAGCAUGAUCAAAUGUCCGCAGCAGCAGCAGCUCAAGUUAAUGUCAUUGCUCAGCCAUUAACAAGUUACAAUUCCAUAGAUAUGCAUCAGUUGAAGUCCGACCAUUUCAGCUUUGUCCCAUUCAGAAAAAGCUUCGAUGAGGUGGGGAUAGGAGAGGCUUCAACGGCAAGGGAACCCAGCAUUGCAUCUGGCACGUGCGAAGAGCUGCGUGAGAGACCACAGCUUCAUCAUGUGGCACAUGAUCAACUGCUACAUCAUCACCAACAUCAACAACAAGUACACCAUGAGCAACAGCAACAUCAGCAUGGCCAAUCACAUCAUCAACAACAAAUAGCAACGGCGGCCAGCUUUCACAUCAGUCGGCCUUCACACCCCAUUUCCACAAUCAUCUCUCCGCCUCCUCUUCAUCACACCGGCACCUCCAUCAUUCUCGAUCAGGAUGCGUACCAUGUCUCCCGAUCAAUAAUGCUCCAAAACGAACAUUUCCAGCAGCAGCAACAACAACAGCAGCAACAGCAGCAACAACAACAUCAUAAACAGAUGGGAGGGAGGUCAGCAUCUGGCUUGGAGGAGCUCAUAAUGGCCUGCACUUCAUCGAGUAAUGUCAAAGAAGAGUCAUCAUCCAUGGCAAACCCUCAAGAGGCAGAGUGGAUGAAGUACUCUUCAUUCUGGCCUGACCCUGACAACCCAGAUCAUCAUGGAUAGGCGCGAGAGCAAAAGCAAAAAGAAAAACGCAAUAGAGAAUAAAAACAAAGACAACGUCAUCAUCAACAUGAAUAGUAUUUUGAAGCCACAACCCUCUGGAUCAAGUUGCUUUCACAUUCAAACGUGAGGCCAGGAGACCAUAACCAGGCAUUGAUGGACCAUAUAUGGUUUGCUAGCUCUUUUGCUUUCUUUUUCUCUCUAUCUAUAUUCUCUUGGCUCUCAACUGAAUUGAACUAACUAAGCAACGGUCCAUGUUUUGGGAAAGAAAGAGAGAAAAGAGAACAAAAGGGAAAAAAAGAAAAAGAAGGUUCAAAGAAAAGGCUGCUCCUCUCUUCUGACAAGUAUAUAGAAGGAGAGAACCAAAGACCCAAAGCAAAGCAAAUCCAGUCCUAGCUUCCUGCAUGAAAAUCAUCACCAUUAUCAUUACACCAUAUAUAUCAUCUUUAUAUAAGCUAGCCUAUUCUUAUUAUUAUUUUAUUAUUUCAUUAUGUUUGUAUAAUGCUCCUUUCUUGUUCUUUACAGAGGAAAUACCAAAGAGUUUGCGCCAAUUGCAACAUAGACAUUGUUAAUUGUACUUUGGUUAGUCACUUUGUUACUUAAAUAUGAAUUGGGGUUUCAUAUUGUUUCCCUUUAUAGAAAUCAAAAUGUGUUAAUUAA